Molecule: messenger RNA, 997 nt
Organism: Saprolegnia diclina VS20
Lineage: Eukaryota; Oomycota; Saprolegniomycetes; Saprolegniales; Saprolegniaceae
Exons: 10
Coding region: 31-849 (272 amino acids)
Source: RefSeq, a predicted model, not a curated record
AGAUACUGGAACUGCAAUCUCGGAAAGGCCAUGUCGGAUCCAAAGAGCCGCGCGCAGACGUUCUUGGCGACGACCGCCAAGCAGCGCCUCACAACAUACGACGGGAAGACGUGGGAGUACUUUGACGUUGGCCCACGCUCGGCCAUGACCAUCGUGCUGCUUCCAGACGCGAUUGGCUCGGCGAUCGCGUACCACGCACUCAUGCCAGCGCUCGCCGCCGCCGGCUACCGCGCCCUCGCCGUACACUAUCCGGUCGUGUGGACGCACGAUGAGCUGGUCCACAGCUUGGACCGGUUCCUUGACGCCCUCAGCCUCGCAUCGGUGCACUUGUAUGGCGCAAGUCUUGGGGCGACGUUAGCGCAGCGGUUCUGCUCGGCGUUUCCGCACCGCGUGCGCUCACUCGUGCUCACGCGCGGCUAUGGCAAGAGCGUAGUGAUCGGCGCUCGGUACCUAAAGAUGCUCUCGGUGAUGCCCCGUUUCCAGCUGAAAAAACUGAUGCUCAAGGAGCUCGACACGUCGGAGGAUGUCGCAGAGCAUGCAGCGUCGGACUUUCUGCGGCAGCAGCUCGAAUGCUUGAGCCAGGCGCAGCUCGCAUCGCGCUUGACGUUGGCUGGCCUGUCGAGUAGUGCUCCUGCACGGGAUCUCCACAUCCCGUACGAUCGAGUCACGCUGCUUGACAGCUAUGGCUCCAACAACGCUGACGAUUCCGACCAACGCGAAGACAUGUAUGGGCGGUUCAGUGACGCGAAAAAGGCACUUCUCAAGGCGUCGGGGCGCUUCCCGUACCUCUCGCACCCGGACGACGUGGUCUUGUACCUUCAGGUGCACUUGCGAGCCCAUGCGUGCUAGCUGCCAUCGGCUGCCGAUGCAUUUGCGUCGUCCCGACCCACACGAGCAUUGGGACGUUGUUGGAUCACUUGCUCGUAUCGCCGGCCCGCUCAUCACAGAGGCCUAACUCUACGCUUUCUAUACCACGUGUAUUCGUAUUCUUUCGCUA